GCUGGUUCGGCUAAUCACAAACCACCACCCCUCUCGCUCUCUCUCUCUCUUCCCAGAGACUUGCUCUGAUUAUUUCGGUGUUGGAGGAAAUGGCGUCGAAUCUCCUGAAAGCUUUAAUCCGAUCGCAGAUUCUUCCGUCGUCGAGGAGGAACUUUAGUGUGGCUACCACCCAGCUCGGCAUUCCAACCGACGAUCUAGUGGGCAAUCACACCGCCAAAUGGAUGCAGGAUAGAAGCAAGAAGUCACCAAUGGAACUGAUCAAUGAGGUUCCACCAAUCAAAGUUGAUGGAAGGAUUGCUGCUUGUGAAGGAGACACCAAUCCGGCCCUCGGUCAUCCGAUUGAAUUCAUAUGCCUCGACCUAGACGAGCCUGCGAUCUGUAAGUACUGUGGCCUUCGUUAUGUUCAAGAUCAUCAUCACUAAGACAAAUAUGAAAGUAAGAUCUCUGGUGUCUAUCUCCCCUUUCUCUAUUGUAUUUUCAAGUUUGUUUAUCGCUUUUGUGAUGCUCUGGCAAUUUCAUAUGUAAUAAAGGAUUUGAUCAAAGUCGGGUAAGUGUGAUUUUGUUUGAUCUCACUUCCACUCGCGUCAGGUAGCAACAUUCAAUAUCUGAUAUCUGUGUCUUUUCCAUGCCGCUCAAAAAAGGCUUGGGGAUUGCUAAAGCCAGUGUUGAUUAUUGACUCUCUUUUUCUUAACUCGUAACGACCAUUUUUGCCACCAA
Messenger RNA from Eutrema salsugineum, 717 nucleotides. Its product is annotated as NADH dehydrogenase [ubiquinone] iron-sulfur protein 6, mitochondrial. The coding region runs from base 90 to 422 and encodes 110 amino acids. Gene Ontology annotation, biological process: mitochondrial electron transport, NADH to ubiquinone. The transcript has 3 exons. The record is from RefSeq and is a predicted model, not a curated record. Lineage: Eukaryota; Viridiplantae; Streptophyta; Magnoliopsida; Brassicales; Brassicaceae.